CACACACACACACACACAAACACUUUCUCAUCACAAAACGCACAAAAUGGAGAAAAAAGUGACGGUCGCCGGCGAGCUUGAGCCGUGGCGCAAGCUCGAGCACAAAGUGGUGAUGGUGACCGGUGCCUCCUCGGGAUUGGGCCGGGAGUUCUGUCUCGACCUCGCCGGAGCCGGCUGCCGGGUCAUAGCCGCCGCUCGGAGGAUCGAUCGGCUGCAAACGCUCUGCGACGAGAUAAACGCCGGGAUCGUCUCCGGCGCUGGAUCCGGCGAAACGAGCCGAGACCGGACCAUGGCGGUGGCCGUGGAGCUAGACAUCGGCGGCGGCGGCGCCGCAAUCGAGGCCUCCGUCCGGCGGGCUUGGGCGGCGUUUGGGAGAAUCGAUGCUCUGAUCAAUAAUGCCGGUGUUAGAGGUCGGGUGCAUACACCAUUGGAUUUAUCGGAAGAUGAAUGGAACGACACGAUUAAGACAAACUUAACCGGAACUUGGUUGGUCUCGAAAUAUGUUUGUGCCCUAAUGCGCGAUUCUAAGAAUGGUGGCUCGGUUAUCAACAUCUCCUCAAUUGCAGGCCUCGAACGAGGCCAUCUGCCAGGUGGACUCGCUUAUGUUUGCUCCAAAACCGCGGUCAACGCAAUGACUAAGAUUAUAACAUUUCAUGUUAUGGCCCUAGAGUUAGGGGCAUACAAAAUACGGGUCAAUUCCAUAUCUCCUGGUCUAUUCAAAUCCGAGAUAACUCAAGGCCUUGUCGAAAAACAAUGGCUAAAAAACGUGGAACAAAGGACUGUCCCUCUGAGAUCGUUCGGGACAUCAAAUCCCGCUUUAACCUCACUUUUACGGUAUUUAAUUCACGACUCAUCCGAGCAUGUCACGGGCAACCUCUUCAUAGUUGAUGCCGGAGCUACUUUACCUGGUUUUCCCAUUUUCUCCUCCCUUUAGGUCAUUAAUAACAAUGUAUAAUGGAUGCAUAGCAUAAUAUAUGAGUGGGCAUCUAUAUGUUCAUCAUGUAUGUAUGUUUUGUCAACUCUAUAUGUCUAAUCUAGCUUUAUGAGAGUGUUUGUACUUGUUUGGACAAUUUAUUGAAUUUCAAGUCCUUAUAAAGCUAAGCUAAACACACAUUGAAAUACAUAUUUGAAUUAAUAUACCAAUUACAUGAAACUAUAUAACUUGGAUUUGCAAUACUUAGGUUAGAGAUGUAAAGCAACUGAGACGAGCAGAGCUCAAACUCAUGGUACUUGAGCUCGAGCUCGAGCCUUUAAC
Molecule: messenger RNA, 1255 nt
Organism: Striga asiatica
Lineage: Eukaryota; Viridiplantae; Streptophyta; Magnoliopsida; Lamiales; Orobanchaceae
Source: the annotation of a GenBank genome assembly